Molecule: messenger RNA, 2375 nt
Organism: Fragaria vesca subsp. vesca
Lineage: Eukaryota; Viridiplantae; Streptophyta; Magnoliopsida; Rosales; Rosaceae
Product: protein phosphatase 2C 16-like
Exons: 5
Coding region: 401-2047 (548 amino acids)
Biological process (GO): protein dephosphorylation
Molecular function (GO): cation binding; protein serine/threonine phosphatase activity
Source: RefSeq, a predicted model, not a curated record
AUUGCGUUUGCAAGUCUCAACCCCAGGUGAGGUCUGUGUGUAUUUAUAAAAAAAAAAAAGAAGUAAUCACAUUUUGAGCUGAUAUUUUUUUUUAUAAAUGGGGGGUUAAGUUUCCACAAAUGGAAGUUUGGAUCCGUUGUUGUUGACCAGAUCUGACUACCUAUUUCAUUUCCACCGCCUUUUAGCUCAUCCAUACAUUCACAUCUCCUGAAUUGGCACCCACUUUCGGCCUUUACUUGAGUGUCUGAGCAUGGAAAUUGGGUUGUUAAAACCCACCAUUCACAUUCCUGAAUCAUUCUUACUAAGAAAAGAAAGUCAUAAGUCGACUGAGAAAUGACAGGUCGGUUGGUGUUAGAGGGGUUGGCAGGUAACUUGUUGUACUGCCCAGGUAAGAGUUUUGAUGGAGGAGAUGUCACCGGCGGUCGCGGUGCCAUUUAGAGUAGGUAACUCAGUCUGUGAUAACCCAGCUAUAGCUACCCACAUGAAUAUUACCAGUCUUAAGCUAAUGACAGACGCUGCCGGGAUGCUAUCUGAUUCUGUCACCAGGAGUUCCACUGAGGCUGGCCAAGAGGAUUGUGAUUGUAGUCAUUCUGGGAAUGAAGCUAGUGUUGUUGCAGUAUCAGUUGCAGAAGAGGAAGAGGGAGGAGGAGAUCAAUCGAUAGAUAUGACAACUCAAGACGAGAGCGAUCGGGUUGCUCCUGGUAAUGUGAUGGCUGGGGAAAGUGAGGAAGAUGAUUGCUUAUCAUUGGAAGGUGAUCAGGUACAUGAUAACUGUUGUUCCCUCUCAGUGGCGAGUGAGUCAAGUAGCUUAUGUUUAGAGGACUUCCUGGUGUAUGAGACCACCUCUGAAGGAGUAACAGUGAGUUCUAUAGACAUUGACAGAAACGGUUGUUUUGGUGAUGUUGCUAAGGUGCCCGAUGUAGGUAAUUCGAAAAUUGAGACAGAGAUCACUAGUGAUCCACUUUCUUUGUCGGUGAGCCUUGAGGAAGAAACUGGUCAUGGGUCUGACCCAAAGCCAACCGAUGUUGUUGUUCAAUUGCCUGUGGAAGUAGGGGUCAAAGAAACAGUCAGCCGCAGUGUUUUUGAGGUAGAAUAUGUUCCACUUUGGGGGUUUACAUCCUUGUGUGGGAGAAGACCAGAGAUGGAAGAUGCAUUUGCAACUGUACCUCAGCUUUUAAAGAUUCCAAUUCAAAUGCUGAUCGGGGACCGGGUACUGGAUGGCUUGAGCAAGUGUAUAAAUCAGACUGUUCAUUUCUUUGGAGUCUACGAUGGUCAUGGAGGCUGUCAGGUGGCAAAUUAUUGUCGUGAUCGUAUGCAUUUGGCUCUGGCUGAGGAGAUAGAAGUUGUCAAGGAGGGCCUAGUUCACACAAGCAUCAAAGAUAAUUGCCAAGAACAAUGGAAUAAGGCAUUUACCAACUGUUUUCUUAAGGUUGAUGCUGAAGUUGGAGGGAAGGAUAGUCUUGAUCCUGUUGCCCCGGAAACAGUUGGUUCCACUGCUGUUGUUGCCCUUAUUUGUUCAUCUCAUAUCAUAGUGGCAAACUCUGGCGAUUCAAGAGCAGUUCUGUGUCGUGGGAAAGAACCCAUGGCAUUGUCAGUGGAUCAUAAACCAAAUCGAGAAGAUGAAUAUGCAAGAAUUGAGGCAGCUGGAGGCAAGGUCAUACAAUGGAAUGGCCAUCGCGUGUUUGGUGUUCUUGCUAUGUCAAGGUCAAUAGGCGAUAGAUAUUUAAAACCAUGGAUCAUCCCAGAACCAGAAGUGAUGUUUAUUCCUCGAACCAAAGAUGACGAAUGCCUCAUUUUAGCCAGUGAUGGUUUAUGGGAUGUUAUGACGAAUGAAGAAGCGUGUGACCUUGCCCGGAGACGAAUAUUGUUAUGGCACAAGAAGAAUGGUGUUACACUUCCAUUGGAAAGAGGUGAGGGAAUCGAUCCUGCUGCUCAAGCAGCAGCGGAGUUCCUUUCCAGCCGUGCCCUUCAAAAAGGAAGUAAGGACAACAUCACGGUGAUUGUGAUAGAUUUGAAGGCUCAGAGGAAGUUUAAAAGUAAAACAUGAUGGUUACUUCAUCCCCCGUUCUGUAUCAAUCACCGGUAGCUGUAUCAUAUCUGAUAUAUUGUUGCCCCUUUGUUUUUCACCUGGGCUUCAUUGCUUAUUGAGAACUGCAGUCUGUAUGUAUCACAUAGAACAUCUGCGAUUUUAGAAUUUUGGUUUAAAACUGUUUGAUAUAAACUGUGUCCAGCCAGUUCUGUCUUUGUAAAUCUUAGCUGCUUGUAGUAGGGAUAGAACAUGGUGGCAGUAUUAUGCUUUUAACAGUCUGGGCAAAUUGUAUUCAUUAUUGCCUCCGAGUUUAAUUAGCUCAGUGAGGUAGAUACUUCCUUAUUGC